UAACUGGCGAAUUCUGUGUAGUGCAAACAGAUCGGAGAGAAAGCUUCAUAUCGUUUCAAUGGCGACCUCGAAGCUCGUGCGAACUAUUUUAGAUCCAAACAAGAACUGGUUCGCAGCUCUGCACAAGAAAACUAUAUCCGAUCGCCUCACCAAAUACGGGUUGCGAUAUGACGAUCUGUACGAUCCGAUGGAGUGUUUGGACAUCAAGGAAGCGUUAAAUAGGCUGCCUCGUGAGAUUGUUGAUGCUAGAAACCAACGCCUUUUGCGUGCCAUGGAUCUCUCUAUGAAACACGAAUACCUCCCCAAAGAUCUGCAGGCGCAACAGACACCAUUUAGGAGUUAUCUUUCGGACAUGCUAGCUCUGGUAAAGAGGGAGAGAGCAGAACGUGAAGCCUUCGGAGCAUUGCCUCUCCAACAACGCACAAUACCCUAAAUCUUUUGCUUUGUGGCAAGGAAAAAGAUUUGUCUUAUUUUUGUUUUCGAUAUGGUUGGCAUUCAUGGUGGGAUGCAACAAAACCAGUAUCAUAUUCUUGGUUGUUUUAUCUUUCAACUUCAAUAAAAAACAGAUUAAAUACUUUGAAGUCU
This is a messenger RNA of Helianthus annuus (common sunflower), 585 nucleotides long. Its product is annotated as cytochrome b-c1 complex subunit 7-2, mitochondrial. Lineage: Eukaryota; Viridiplantae; Streptophyta; Magnoliopsida; Asterales; Asteraceae. The coding region runs from base 59 to 433 and encodes 124 amino acids. The transcript is spliced from 4 exons. Gene Ontology annotation, biological process: mitochondrial electron transport, ubiquinol to cytochrome c. The record is from RefSeq and is a predicted model, not a curated record.